UCUGUCCCAUCGCCAUAAAUUCAUCGAUCACAUAGACUCAACCCCGUGUCACCCACAUUAGCUCUCCAAUCAAUCCCAGCUCACCCACAGCCACCCCAUCCAUGCCCAAAUCAUUCAUCAAAAUCAAGAUCACGAAUCUGCCUCCAAUCCAACACCAUCCCCCUCGACGGCGGCCACGCCUCCACAAACCCCUCCGCAUAAUAGAUCUCGUGCUCCUCCGGCCACGCAUGCACCAGCAUCGUGACCUCCGUGCUCCGAAGGGCAGCCUCCUCCUCCUCCUCCUCCUCCUUUCCUUCUUUAUCUUUUUCGCCCAUCCCCAAGCCGACCACAUACUCGCGUAUCUUCCCCCGGAGAUGCGCCACGACCACGUUCCCCAGCUUCUUGUACUUGUGGUCCGCGGCGACGAGCAGGUCCGUCAGGUGGAAGGUGCAGAUUCCGUCGCUGAUGAGGCGGGCCAUGGCGACCACUUCGCCGGUUUUUUGCGUUUCCGGGUUGGUGGUGGUGGGGUUGUCGGGGGUGGAAGAUAGAGCUGGUGCCGUGUAGGUGAUGUAGCAGCCGUACCAGCUUCCCCGGAGGGCGGAUUCGGCUUGUUGGGCGGUUGGUGGUUUCGGGUAUUUCUUGGUGUGGCGGAGGUGGAGGUAGGAUUCGACGGCGGGGGUAGCCCUGGUGGAGGGUGUAGUUUGGUGGGAGAACGGCGGGCAUGGUUGGGGGGUGCGUGAGUGGUAGUAGGUAGUGCUUGGGGGUGGAGAGGUUUGGGUUUGGAGAGGUUUGAGGUGCGAUUGUGGUUGUCGUUGUUGUACUUUAGUAGUGGUAUGUGU
Aspergillus aculeatinus CBS 121060 is the source of this 818-nucleotide messenger RNA. RefSeq lists its product as uncharacterized. The record is from RefSeq and is a predicted model, not a curated record. NCBI's taxonomy places the organism in Eukaryota, Fungi, Ascomycota, Eurotiomycetes, Eurotiales, Aspergillaceae. The coding region runs from base 102 to 527 and encodes 141 amino acids. The transcript has a single exon.